AUCUCUUUCCAGACACCUUGCAGUGCCUGAAGGCUCCUGUACUGUCCUCAAGCGAGUGCAGCAAAGCCUACCCGGGCCAAAUUACCAAGAACAUGAUAU
Eurypyga helias (sunbittern) is the source of this 99-nucleotide messenger RNA. RefSeq names its product trypsin I-P1-like. The transcript has a single exon. Lineage: Eukaryota; Metazoa; Chordata; Aves; Eurypygiformes; Eurypygidae. The record is from RefSeq and is a predicted model, not a curated record. The annotation marks the transcript as partial.